AUGAGAGGGAAUGAAAAGCUGGAAUGAGGGAAAAUCGACAGGAAAGGACAGGAAAAGCGGCUUCAGGAAUAUCACAACGCGCGACGGGCGGAUCACUCGAUAAACCAAUAUUUCCAGAAUCUCCUUUUACACAGAAUAUGACCGACACCUAGCGUACGGUAAAGGCAUGGCGACGGCAUUCCUGGAGCCCACCCCGAACCACACGCUAAGCGUCGGGGCCAAAGCCCGACUCAGUGCGGGGACAGAGCGGGUUCCGGGGGCCCCCGACCGGGUCCUGAAGGUCUUCCAUCACUUCGAAAACAACAGCGAGCACAGCACCUGGUCCAGCAACAUCCGGCACGGAGACGCCACUGACGUCAGGGGAAUCAUUCAGAAGAUCGUGGACAUUCAUAAAGUGCAGCAUGUGGUGUGUUUCGGGCUGCGUCUCACUCAUGUGCCGUCGGGUGACGUUCACUGGCUGCACCCUGAUGAGGGCGUGUCUCACGUCAGGGAGAAGUUUGAGCAGAAGCGCCCACAGGAUGAGUGGAGGUAUGAGCUGAGGAUCCGUUACCUGCCGAAGGGCUUCCUGACUCAAUUCACUGAAGACAAACCCACACUCAACUACUUCUAUCAGCAGGUGAAGAAUGACUACAUGCUGGAGGUUGCGGAUCAGGUGGAGCAGGAGGUGGCGCUGAAGCUGGGCUGUCUGGAGAUCAGGAGAUUCUACAGAGAGAUGAGGGGAAACGCUCUUGAUAAAAAGUCCAACUACGAGCUCUUAGAGAAGGAUGUUGGUCUUCGCCGCUUCUUCCCCAAGAGCUUGUUGGAGUCGGUGAAGGCUAAAACACUGAGGAAACAGAUCCAGCAAACUUUUAAGCAGUUCGCCAACCUGAACGAUGAGCAGAGCGUCCUCAAGUUUUUCGAGAUCCUGGCGCCCGUUUACAGAUUCGACAAAGAGUGUUUCCGCUGCGCUCUCGGGUCGAGUUGGGUCAUCUCAGUGGAUCUUGCGAUUGGUCCAGAAGAGGGCAUCAGUUACCUGACAGACAAGGGCUCCACGCCCACACACCUGGCCAACUUGACUCAGGUGCAGAGCAUCCAUUACUCCUGCGUGGAGGAGAAGGAGAGGAAGGGUGUGUUACAGCUGGACGUGGCUGGAGCCGCAGAGCCUCUCACGAUCAGCACGCCGUCUUUCUCCACCGCCGAGAACAUGGCCGACCUCAUCGACGGAUACUGUCGCCUGCUCAAUGCCGUCAACCAGUCCUUCAUCAUCAGACCUCAGAAAGAUGGUGAAAGAGCUCUUCCAUCCAUUCCAAAACUUGCUAACAAUGAGAAGCGGCUUGAGGGGAUUCGGGCAGGAGUUCGGGCCAUUUCUGUUUCAGAAACAGACGACUACGCAGAGAUCAUAGAUGAGGAAGACACCUACACCAUGCCGUCUACUCAGGAUUAUGAGAUCCAGCGGGACAGGAUUGAGUUGGGUCGGUGUAUCGGUGAAGGGCAGUUCGGUGACGUCCAUCAGGGGGUUUACAUCAGUCCGGUGUGUGUGUGUCUGGAUGAGGGCUCCGGAUAUCCUGCAGCUCAUGUGUCCAGUCCAGGAUUCCCAGCGCAGACGUCCAUCCUCGACCCGCUUGAGAGCUGGAACCACCGACAGGAGCCUCCCACCUGGCCUGCAAACGCGGAGGAUGGAGCCGCUGUGGGCCGCACUCAGCCCAUGAACAAACACCUGAUGGAGGAGACGCUCAUCAAACAGCAGCAGCAGAUGGAGGAAGACCAGCGCUGGCUGGAACAGGAGGAGAGCUUCCUGAAGCCGGAGUCCAGGAACUCUCGCAGCAGCAUCGACCGUGAGGACGCCGCUCUGCAGACCCCGAUGGGAAAGCAGCACGUUUACCAGCCCGUGGGCAAAACCGAUCUUGUGGCUCCUCCAAAGAAACCUCCUCGUCCCGGAGCUCCAGCUCACCUGACUAACCUGAGCCCGGCCGACAGCUAUAAUGAGGGCGUCAAGCCCUGGAGGCUUCAGCCUCAGGAGAUCAGUCCUCCUCCGACAGCCAAUCUGGACCGCUCGAAUGAUAAAGUGUAUGAGAAUGUGACGGGGCUGGUGAAGGCCGUGAUCGAGAUGUCCAGCCGCAUUCAGCCCGCGCUGCCAGAGGAGUACGUGCCCAUGGUCAAGGAUGUUGGUCUGGCUCUCAGGACUCUGCUGGCGACGGUGGACGAGACUAUACCAGUGUUACCAGCACACACACAUCGAGAGAUUGAGAUGGCGCAGAAGCUGCUGAACUCUGACCUGGCGGAGUUGAUCAGUAAGAUGCGUCUGGCGCAGCAGUACAUGCUGACCAGCCUCCAGCAGGACUACAAGAAGCAGAUGCUGACGGCGGCUCACGCGCUCGCUGUGGAUGCCAAAAACCUGCUGGACGUCAUCGACCAGGCCCGACUCAAGAUGAGCCACCGCACACACUGAGACCUCCACACUGGCUGGAUCAUCACGGAGGAACAUCACUCUUAAAGAGACACACUUCACCCAAACAUCUGAUCAGUAUUAAUGAGUUGAAGAAUGCUGGAAACUGGCUGCCAUUAGCUGUUUCUAUCCAAAGAUGAGAAGUAGAUGCAUGCGCAAAACUGCAAUAUUGCAUAAAACAAGCGAAUAUAGCAGAAAAAGAGAGCUGGAUCAUCACUUCCUGAUCAACAUGCUCAAAUAUCUGUCAGAGGAGUUAGUUUGAUGCGUUGGUAUUCGCCACUGUGGUGUUUCUUCUCUAAUAAAUAAGUUGCACCUCAGAAACGCAAUGAAUGCGGUGGCUUUUGGAGGCGUGAGAUGGGAGCACAGACAGAUGCUGGAGGGAAGAAUAAUAAUACUGAAGCACUGUGAUGACGGAGGGCUGAGGUAGAGAUCUGCGCGGGACUAAAUUUUGAAUCCCGCUCCCGCCCGCCAAGUUUUAGCCCGAACCCGACCGCUCCCCGUUUGCUGUUAUAUCAA
Messenger RNA from Danio rerio (zebrafish), 2941 nucleotides. RefSeq names its product protein tyrosine kinase 2aa (gene ptk2aa). Gene Ontology annotation, cellular component: cytoplasm; focal adhesion; plasma membrane. The record is from RefSeq and is marked provisional. Gene Ontology annotation, biological process: signal complex assembly; positive regulation of cell population proliferation; cell differentiation. NCBI's taxonomy places the organism in Eukaryota, Metazoa, Chordata, Actinopteri, Cypriniformes, Danionidae. Gene Ontology annotation, molecular function: non-membrane spanning protein tyrosine kinase activity; transferase activity; nucleotide binding.